CUCACUCCAGGUGCGUCUGGGAAGUUUUGGGGAACUAGACCCAUGAGAGAUCAAGGGUCCACACAGAGGCGAUGGUGAAGCAGACGAUCCAGAUUUUCGCCAGGGUGAAGCCCACAGUCCGAAAGCAGCCACAAGGGAUUUAUUCCAUAGAAGAAGAUGAAAAAUUGCCAACCAGCUUGGAAAUCAUCGUACCUCGUGAUCUGGCAGAUGGAUUUGUAAAUAAUAAACGAGAGAGCUACAAGUUUAAAUUUCAAAGGAUUUUUGAUCAAGAUGCAAACCAAGAGAUCGUUUUUGAAAACAUUGCCAAACCAGUUGCUGAGAGUGUCCUGGCAGGGUACAAUGGAACCAUCUUUGCAUAUGGGCAAACAGGCAGCGGUAAGACAUUCACCAUCACAGGAGGGGCAGAACGCUAUAGUGACAGAGGUAUCAUCCCAAGAACGCUCUCCUACAUUUUUGAGCAACUACAAAAGGAUAGCAGCAAAAUCUAUACAACUCAUAUUUCCUAUUUGGAAAUCUACAAUGAAUGUGGUUAUGAUCUCUUGGAUCCAAGACAUGAAGCCUCCGGUUUGGAAGACUUGCCGAAAGUGACAAUUUUAGAAGACCCUGAUCAGAACAUUCACCUGAAGAACCUGUCUCUUCAUCAGGCAACCACAGAAGAAGAAGCUCUGAAUCUACUUUUCUUAGGAGACACUAACAGAAUGAUUGCAGAGACUCCUAUGAACCAAGCUUCAACCCGUUCCCAUUGCAUUUUCACCAUUCACUUAACAAGUAAGCAACCAGGAUGUGCAACUGUUCGACAUGCCAAACUUCAUUUGGUUGACCUGGCUGGUUCAGAGCGAGUUGCAAAGACUGGCGUUGGGGGACAGCUUCUAACAGAGGCCAAAUAUAUCAAUUUGUCACUACAUUACUUAGAACAGGUUAUCAUAGCCCUUUCGGAAAAACACCGCUUGCACAUUCCCUAUAGGAACUCCAUGAUGACCAGUGUCCUAAGAGACAGUUUGGGAGGAAACUGCAUGACAACCAUGAUUGCAACACUGUCUUUGGAGAAAAGGAAUAUUGAUGAGUCUAUAUCUACCUGCAGAUUUGCUCAGCGAGUAGCACUCAUAAAGAAUGAAGCUGUUCUUAAUGAAGAAGUUGAUCCCAGAUUGGAGAUUGCACGCCUCCAAAAGGAAAUUCAGGAACUGAAGGAUGAACUGGCCAUUGUCACUGGGGAGAUGAGGACAGAGGCUCUCACGGAAGCAGAGCUCCUUCAGCUGGAAAAACUAAUAACAGCCUUUUUGGAAGACCAGGAUCCAGAGAGUAGACUUGAGGUUGGAGCUGAUAUGCGUAAAAUCCAUUACUGUUUCCAUCAUUUAAAGAAAAUUUUGAAUGACAAGAAGAUCCAUGGAAGUACUGUAGGCUUAUCAGAAAUCAAAGGUCAAGAAUGCCAAGAACCAUUAAGAGAAGAAUAUAAAAAGCUACAAGGUAUUCUACAGCAGAGAGAUAAUGAAAUCAAUAUCCUGGUUAAUAUGCUAAAGAAGGAAAAGAAGAAAGCUCAGGAUGCUCUCCAUUUAUCUAGCAUGAAUAGAAGUGAAAGUCGACACUCACAGAGCUCACCUGUCCCACAUGGUGGUAACCUAGAAGGUUCAAGGACAUUGCUAUCCUCAACUCCUACUACAGCCCAAGACUCCAGCCUUUCCAGUUACAGACCCAGUUUGCUUCACAGAAAAACAGGCAUGAGAGAGGAGAUGUCCUUAGGACGCCAGGAGGCUUUUGAAAUCUUCAAGAGGGACCAUGCUGACAGUGUUACCAUUGAAGACAACAAACAGAUUCUGAAACAGAGGUUUUCUGAAGCAAAAGCCUUGGCAGAAAGCAUAAAUGAAGCAAGAAGCAAAAUUGGCAUCUCAGAAAACAUAGCCCUGCCCAAGAUGCAGGACCCACUGGAGGAGAAGCUGAGAUCACAAGUGGAGGAAGAAAAGAAAAGGUAUAAGACAAUGUUCAAGCACCUGAAGGCCCUUAAGGUAGAGAUUGAGCACUUGCAGCUGAUCAUGGACAAAGCUAAGGUAAAGCUGCAGAAAGAGUUUGAAGACUGGUGGACAGAAGAGGCUACCACCCUGCAGGACCAGCAGGCAAACUCACCAGCAGUGAAUUUUCUGGAUCACAGGACACCCUCCUUCCAGAUGCCUGAAUCCCAGCACAGAGAGCCUCUGCUUCUCCCUAACAGAAGUAAUGUUAAUAUCCGGAAAAUCCUGCCCUCACCUUGCCUGAUCCAGCCCAGUCAGGAGGAAAGUAGUCUCAGUGCCUCCCUGGAAAACAGUGCCCCUGACAGGCCAGCAUCAUCCAUCCCUCUUACCGGGGACAGACAGACAGACUCCGACAUCCUGGCAUUCAUCAAGGCCAGACAAAACGUCCUGCAGAGGAAAUGUUUGGGAAGCAACUGAAUUUCCAGUAACCACCCAGCUCUACACUGCAGCUAUAAGAUCAGAGCACUGAUGAAAGCGCCUCCUCUGCUUCACCCCAGAGUCGGCAUUGAUCUGUGGGCUGCUGGGAGAAGUGACUUUGAUUCCACUGAUGUCAGCUGUGCUUUUUCAAGGAUGGUGCCCUGCCUUUCCAUCCAAGAAAGCUAAGGCAGCACCAUCCUUGGAAGUGGAGCUAGGGGAGGAGUGCGGGGGCCUGGUGAUACCAGGGUGCUAGGGACAGGUCAAGAGCUUCAGCUUGCUCUUAGAGUGAUGUCUCACAGAGAUGGUUAUAAACCUUUGUGAUUAUGAAAUAUCACCAUCAUAAAACAGUAGGAAGGAAAAGCUUGCACUUCUGGAAUUCAGGGGCAAUGAUAAUUGGUGAUAGCUGCCCAGGAUGGUUGGGACAUGCCAGGCAGUUUGGAGCCAAACAUGAGGUAAUAGAAUGCAGAGCAUCUUAAUACCGUACCCCAUCCCCCGAACCACACUUCCCACCAUCCCCUUCAUGGCUCUCAUGACCCACAGGCAGCACUAUUUCCCCAGGGAGCAAGAUCUAAGGACAUUUUAGCACUGAGACAGUAGUGAUCAGCUCCUGGGAGCUCUGCGGAGAGCUUGGGAGGGGCAGCUUGGCUACCUUCUGCCUCACUCCCUCCCCCAGUCAUCUGGGGCUCUGCAGAAUUGGAGUUGAAACACCCCACUCCCACAGGGGAGAAUCUACCCAGGGUAUUGUCUGUCUCCCUAAUCCCUCUCAGCAUGCCAGGUCCCGGCUCCCUGAUAAAGAUAAGAUGCAACCAAGGGCGAACAAGGUAGAGUCUCUCCUCCAGAGACUUGCCACCCGCCCUACAUUUGGGGGUAGCAGCAAGAUACCAGGCCAGGCACAACUGGAGAAUGGGAGUGGCGGGGUUGGGGGACAGCAGUAGCUGAAGAGUAGCUGACUGAAUAAAAGGCUUGUCCACU
This is a messenger RNA of Erinaceus europaeus (western European hedgehog), 3392 nucleotides long. It is a transcript of the gene KIF6, whose product is annotated as kinesin family member 6. The record is from RefSeq and is a predicted model, not a curated record. Gene Ontology annotation, biological process: microtubule-based movement. The transcript is spliced from 21 exons. NCBI's taxonomy places the organism in Eukaryota, Metazoa, Chordata, Mammalia, Eulipotyphla, Erinaceidae. The coding region runs from base 72 to 2420 and encodes 782 amino acids. Gene Ontology annotation, molecular function: microtubule motor activity; ATP binding; microtubule binding.